UCGCAACUCAAAGUCCUGCCGCAGCUAUAAAAGUUAAUAAUAAAAAGAGUGAAAAUGCUUUUUCUUGUCAAAUAAUAUUACUAAAUGCACCGUUCAAGCGCUGCGAGCCACGACCUCAACAUGCCACGCCCCUAUCUGCUGUUGGUCGCAAUGUGCCUCCUGGGCAGUGCCAUACAAGGAGCAAGGGCUCGCACAGCCAAGCGCUCCGAUGUGUACAUAGCCGGUUUCUUUCCAUAUGGCGAUGGCGUCGAGAACUCAGACACGGGCCGUGGCGUUAUGCCUAGCGUUAAACUGGCCUUGUCCCAUGUCAAUGAGCAUCCACGCAUCCUUACCAACUACAGACUGCAUAUGUGGUGGAACGAUACGGAGUGCAACGCAGCUGUAGGGGUUAAAUCUUUCUUUGACAUGAUGCACUCGGGCCCUAACAAGGUGAUGCUCUUCGGCGCUGCAUGCACCCAUGUCACCGAUCCCAUAGCAAAGGCCAGCAAGCAUUGGCACCUCACGCAGCUGAGCUAUGCCGACACGCAUCCCAUGUUCACCAAGGAUGCCUUUCCCAAUUUUUUUCGGGUUGUGCCAUCGGAGAACGCCUUCAAUGCCCCACGCCUGGCGCUGCUCAAGGAGUUCAACUGGACCCGGGUCGGCACUGUGUAUCAGAAUGAGCCACGGUAUUCACUACCCCACAAUCAUAUGGUGGCUGACUUGGACUCCAUUGAAUUGGAGGUGGUCGAGACACAAAGUUUCGUCAACGAUGUGAGCGAAUCGCUAAAGAAGCUACGCGACAAGGACGUACGCAUCAUUCUGGGGAACUUCAAUGAGCACUAUGCACGCAAGGUGUUUUGCGAGGCGUACAAAUCGGACAUGUAUGGACGUGCCUAUCAGUGGUUAAUUAUGGCUACCUACUCAACGGAAUGGUGGAACGCAACGCUAGAUACUGAAUGCACAGUGGAGGAAAUUGCUCUGGCCCUUGAGGGCACCAUACUGGUGGACCUGUUACCACUUUCCACAAGCGGGGAUAUAACUAUAGCCGGCAUAACGGCCGAUGAGUAUCUGGCGGAAUACGACAGGCUCCGAGGCACGGAGUACUCCCGUUUCCAUGGCUAUACGUACGAUGGUAUCUGGGCCGCCGCAUUGGCUAUACAGUAUGUAGCACAGAAGCGCGAAGACUUGCUGACUCAUUUCGACUAUCGUGUCAAGGACUGGGAGAGCGUGUUCCUCGAGGCUUUGCGCAACACCUCCUUUGAGGGCGUGACAGGCCCGGUGCGUUUUUACAACAACGAACGAAAGGCCAAUAUACUGAUAAAUCAGUUCCAAUUGGGUCAAAUGGAGAAAAUUGGCGAAUACCACUCUCAGUUAAGUCAUUUGGACCUGACGCUGGGCAAUCCAGUGCGUUGGGUGGGUAAAACACCCCCGAAGGAUCGGACUGUCAUUUAUAUAGAGCACAGCCAGGUGAAUCCCACCAUUUAUAUUGUGUCGGCCAGUGCUUCAGUGAUUGGCGUAAUCAUAGCAACGGUCUUUCUGGCGUUCAACAUAAAGUAUCGCAAUCAACGCUACAUUAAAAUGUCCAGUCCACAUUUGAACAAUCUGAUAAUUAUUGGUUGCAUGCUGACCUACUUAAGCAUCAUAUUUUUGGGCCUUGACACCACUCUGAGCAGUGUCGCAGCGUUUCCAUAUAUAUGCACAGCACGUGCUUGGAUCUUGAUGGCAGGAUUCAGUUUGGCAUUUGGGGCCAUGUUUUCCAAGACCUGGCGCGUUCAUUCUAUAUUUACCGAUCUGAAGUUGAACAAGAAGGUUAUAAAGGACUAUCAGCUGUUUAUGGUCGUUGGCGUGUUAUUGGCCAUAGAUAUAGCCAUUAUUACCACUUGGCAGAUAGCUGAUCCCUUCUAUCGAGAGACCAAGCAGCUGGAACCAAAACAUCACGAAAACAUUGACGAUGUACUCGUCAUACCCGAGAACGAAUAUUGCCAAUCAGAGCAUAUGACUAUAUUCGUCAGUAUUAUCUACGCCUAUAAGGGCCUGUUGCUGGUAUUUGGGGCCUUCUUGGCGUGGGAGACCCGUCACGUUUCCAUACCAGCCCUUAACGACUCGAAACAUAUUGGCUUCUCGGUCUAUAAUGUAUUCAUUACAUGCAUUGCCGGCGCUGCUAUAUCCCUGGUGCUAUCGGAUCGCAAGGAUUUAGUUUUUGUCUUACUCUCGUUUUUUAUCAUUUUUUGUACAACAGCCACUUUGUGUUUGGUGUUCGUACCGAAACUCGUCGAGCUUAAACGCAAUCCACAGGGCGUUGUGGACAAGCGAGUUCGUGCGACCUUGCGCCCCAUGUCCAAGAACCGACGGGACUCCUCCGUAUGUGAGCUGGAGCAACGAUUACGGGAUGUUAAAAAUACCAAUUGUCGCUUCCGCAAGGCCCUAAUGGAGAAGGAAAACGAGUUGCAAGCACUGAUACGGAAACUGGGACCUGAGGCCCGCAAGUGGAUAGACGGCGUCACCUGUACGGGUACUAGCAAUGCUGGUGGCGAUCUGGACCCCAUACUGACGGAUGAUAUAGCACGCCUAUCUGCACCACCCGUGCGACGCGAGAUGCCCAGCACAACAGAAGUUACCGAGCUGACAUCCGUGGAUAGCAUAACCUCCACGCACGUCGAAAUGGACAACUCAUUUAUUUCGGUGCAGUCGACUGCUGUUGCACCUUCCCUGCCGCCUAAGAAAAAGAAGCCCCCAAUGAUAGAUGUGCAGCAGCAGCAACAGCAUCAACACAGUGUACCGGCAACGCAGACGGCCAUGCAGCCCAUUCAGCAGCAAUUGCAGCAACAUCUGCAUCAGCAGCAACAAUUGCAGCAACAGCAACAACUGCAUCAACAGCAGCAACAGCAUCAGCAUCCGCCGCAACUGCGAGAGGAACCACGUCGUGUAGCGGAAAAACGCAAUUCUGUGUCGGCACAGACGGAUGCCAACAUUGGCAGCAUUACAAGCAGUGUAGGGAAACGCACCACCGUCAGCGAAUGCUCCACGCUGCGCGAGCGCCGUCAGUCUACAACGUCCCGCCAUUACGACAGCGGAAGUCAGACACCAACGGCCAAGCCAAAGCACAGCACGUCUCAUCGCAACUCCUCCACAAAUAUAUCCACAUCACACACAGACCUCAACAAUGUCUGCCCGCACACCAAGCCCAGCGCUCCAGGCGUAAUCAAAACUCCCACUGCCUCCGACCAUCGACGCACAAGCAUGGGUGCGGCUCUCAAAUCCAACUUUGUCGUCUCCCAGAGCGAUCUGUGGGACACGCAUACGCUUUCACAUGCCAAACAGCACUCGCGGCAGUCCCCACGGAGCUACGCCAGCCCACAGCGAUGCUCAGAGCACCAUGGCCACAUACUGGCUUACGAGCAGAGCACCACCUCGCCCAUACAGCGUUCGGUCUCCGAGAAGAAUCGCAACAAGCACCGGCCAAAGCCUCAGAAGGGCACUGUCUGCCAGAGUGAAACGGACAGCGAGCGCGAACGGGAGCCGACGCCACCCAGCACCCAAUGCAUACAACAACGAAAACUCAACCUGAAUCGAACUUCGAACAUACAGCAGGCAGCGCAUCAUCACAGCUCACCAAACGUGGCCCCCGAUAAACAGCGCAAGCCACGCACCAAAACCGAUUCCUCCAUUUUCGGGGCAAGCUCCGAAACGGAACUACUUGACGGUGAGACCGCCAUACUGCCCAUAUUCCGAAAGCUUCUGACCGAAAAGAGUCCCAACUAUCGUGGCCGCAGCAUUGUAGGCCAGAGUUGUCCAAAUAUUUCGAUCAAAUGCGAUAUCGUGGAGUAUUUGUAGGCCGGAGAAGACCACAUUAGAGAAAGAUCGAUGGCAACACUGCACUGUGCAUUAGAUUUUAGCGCCUAUGCCAUUGUAGUCUAAAUAAAUCACAUACUAUGUAAAGAGCAGGACACACC
Molecule: messenger RNA, 3932 nt
Organism: Scaptodrosophila lebanonensis
Lineage: Eukaryota; Metazoa; Arthropoda; Insecta; Diptera; Drosophilidae
Gene: GABA-B-R2
Product: gamma-aminobutyric acid type B receptor subunit 2
Exons: 13
Coding region: 85-3813 (1242 amino acids)
Biological process (GO): G protein-coupled receptor signaling pathway; gamma-aminobutyric acid signaling pathway
Cellular component (GO): membrane; G protein-coupled receptor heterodimeric complex
Molecular function (GO): G protein-coupled GABA receptor activity
Source: RefSeq, a predicted model, not a curated record